Sebastes umbrosus (honeycomb rockfish) is the source of this 1638-nucleotide messenger RNA. It is a transcript of the gene slc19a3a, whose product is annotated as solute carrier family 19 member 3a. Gene Ontology annotation, cellular component: plasma membrane. The record is from RefSeq and is a predicted model, not a curated record. The coding region runs from base 71 to 1570 and encodes 499 amino acids. Gene Ontology annotation, molecular function: vitamin transmembrane transporter activity. Lineage: Eukaryota; Metazoa; Chordata; Actinopteri; Perciformes; Sebastidae. Gene Ontology annotation, biological process: vitamin transport; transmembrane transport. The transcript has 7 exons.
ACGGAAAGAGUAAAACACAGAGGAACAUAAUACAAACACACACCUGAGACAGGUAGAAGAACGGCAGAAGAUGGAGGCAGUGAAGAGAUGGAGGACAGACUGGAGGUAUCCUACUUCUCUGCUGUGCAUUUACGGAUUCUUCAGCACAGUUAAUCCCAUGGAGCCUUUCCUCAUCCCAUACAUGACAGGACCAGACAAGAAUCUGACAACAGAACAGGUUAGCAAUCAAAUUUUCCCAGUGUGGACGUACUCUUACCUAGUUGUGCUGGUGCCGGUGUUCCUGCUGACUGACUGGCUGCGUUACAAGCCUGUGGUGGUGUUCCAGAGUGUCUCCCUCUUCAUCACCACAGCGUUGCUACUCUGGCUGAAAAGUGUCCCAGCAAUGCAGGCCAUGCAGUUCGUCUACGGGAUGGUGACAGCCAGCGAGGUGGCCUACUUCUCCUACAUAUACAGUGUGGUGGAUCUGAAGAGGUACCGGAAGGCCACCUCUUACAGCCGCAGUGUCCAGCUCCUGGGGUACACAGUGGGCUCUGUGCUGGGCCAGCUGCUCGUCAGCUUCGACCUCAUGUCCUACAACAACAUCAUGGUGCUUACUCUAGUUCUUACCGCCAUCGCCGUCCUCGUGUCCUUCCUUCUGCCAAUGCCACAGCAGAGCAUGUUCUUUCACCGCAGACAUGCUGGACUGACAACUGCAACAGAAGGAAUAAAGAGGCAUGUAGAUUGGACUGGGGAUGCAACAGAACACACAAACAGGGCAAUGGAAGAAAUGGGAGAUGAGAAGGUAGAGAAAGAAACAGAGGAUGAAACAGGAGGAGUAGAACUGGAUGAGAAAGGGCCUAAGGCUGAGGACCUCGGGAAGUCGAUUGGCGCAGAGAGCUGCAGCCAAGUCAUCCUCCAGCUGUGGAGGGACUUCCGCCAUUGCUACUCCUCCAGACAGCUGCUCUACUGGUCAGUGUGGUGGGCAAUGGCCACCUGCGGCUAUAACCAGACUAUCAACUAUGUGCAGGUGCUGUGGGAGCAUGUGCAGCCUUCUCAGAACUUCAGCAUCUACAAUGGAGGCGUGGAGGCAGCGUCCAACCUGUUGAGUGCAGCUACGGCCUACGGUGUAGGCUACACUGAGGUGAGAUGGGAACCCUGGGGAGAGCUGGCCCUGGGGGGUUUCUCUGGACUCGGAGCAGCUGCACUCUUCCUCAUGACCUUCAUCAGCAACAUCUGGGUCUGCUACACUGGUUACGUCAUUUUCAAGAGCCUGUACAUGAUGCUGAUAACAAUAGCCAUGUUCCAGAUUGCAGCCGACCUGUCAAUGGAAAGAUAUGCACUGGUCUUUGGAGCAAACACCUUUGGAGCAUUGGUUCUGCAGACGAUCAUCACUGCUAUUGUGGUUGACAGCAGAGGACUGGGCCUGAGCAUCAUUCCUCAGUUCAUCAUAAACGCAAGCUACUUCUCACUCAUCGCUGUUGUUUUCUCACUUCGGGGACUGUUUACCAUUUGGAAAGCGCAGAGAAGCAACAAAGAGUCCACCCCUUCAGACAAAAAUGAACCUCCAGACUCUGACGAACACAGAUUCUGAUACUACCAGCUGAGAUUAUCACUUGUGCUUUUGGUUCCCGCUGUGUCCAUUAAAAACUUCAAAUUACC